Anguilla rostrata (American eel) is the source of this 3432-nucleotide messenger RNA. RefSeq names its product RAB28, member RAS oncogene family (gene rab28). Bases 157 to 822 code for a protein of 221 amino acids. NCBI's taxonomy places the organism in Eukaryota, Metazoa, Chordata, Actinopteri, Anguilliformes, Anguillidae. Gene Ontology annotation, molecular function: GTP binding; GTPase activity. The record is from RefSeq and is a predicted model, not a curated record. The transcript is spliced from 7 exons. Gene Ontology annotation, biological process: regulation of exocytosis.
GUGAAUCUAGCGGAACAUACCAACUGGUGCCGCUGGGUGAAUAUGGCGUCUGGUUGCUUAGCGCUAGCCCGUCUAAUCUCUCUUUGAUAACGUUAGCCCGUAUCAACUGCGAUAUCCGUUACUAAAUUAUAAACAGAUUAUUUAUUCAUCAACAUAAUGUCGGAUUCGGAGGAAGAAAGUCAAGACCGACAGCUAAAAAUUGUUAUUUUAGGAGACGGAGCUUCGGGAAAGACGUCGCUGGCCACGCGGUUCGCUCAGGAGGCCUUCGGGAAGCAGUACAAGCAGACGAUAGGCCUGGACUUCUUUCUGAAGAGAAUAACGCUGCCAGGCAACCUGAAUGCUACUCUGCAGGUCUGGGACAUUGGGGGACAGACUAUAGGUGGCAAGAUGCUGGACAAAUACAUUUAUGGAGCUCAGGGUAUUCUUCUCGUCUAUGACAUCACUAACUACCAGAGCUUCGAGAACCUGGAGGACUGGUUCGGGAUGGUGAAGAAGGUGAACGAGGAGUCCGAGGUGCAGCCGGUCAUCUCCCUGGUGGGGAACAAAAUUGACCUGGAGCACAUGAGGACGGUGAAGGCCGACAAGCACCAGCGCUUCUGCCAGGAGAACGGGCUCGUCAGCCACUUCGUGUCGGCCAAGUCGGGAGAUUCGGUCUUCCUGUGUUUCCAGCGAGUGGCAGCUGACAUACUGGGUGUGAAGCUCAACAAGGCAGAGAUUGAGCAAUCUCAGCGUGUGGUGAAGGCCGAUAUUGUGAACUACAGCCAGGAGCCCGUGGCUCGGACAGUGAACCCCCCCCGCAGCUCCAUGUGUGCGGUGCAGUGACACCCCCCCAGCACAGCCAGAGGUUUCACAAACUGACGAAAGCAGAGCAGGAGCGGCAGACAGCUCCCCCACACUGGACCUCAUCCUGCCCUGCAGGACCACACAGAGAAGAGACAACACUACUGAGCCCCGACCGGCCCUUCUGCUCCACGCACACACUCACGUUCAUACACAUACACACACACACACACACACACACUGUACAUACACACUCACGCUCACACACACACACACAUACACACACACUGUACAUACACACUCACGUUCAUACACACACACACACACACACUGUACACACACACAUACACAUACACACACGCUGUACAUACACACUCACACACAUACACACACACUGUACAUACACACUCACGCUACACCACACACACACACACACAUACACACACACUGUACAUACACACUCACGCUCACACACACACACACACACACACACACACACACAUAUACACACACACGCACACUCGCACUCAUACAAACACACACAUAUACACUCACUCAAACACACGCACUCACACACACACACACUGUACGUACACUCACGCUCAUACAAACAUACUCAUAUACACACACUCAAACACAUGCACUCACACAUAUACACACACAUACACACUUGUAUACACACACACAGUAGUGUACACACAACACACUCGUAUACACACACAUACAUAUGCAGUCAUACACGCAGCCACACACACUCAUAUACCCAAGCACAUUCACUCAUGCUCAGAGUCAUACACACAUCUGGGCUUAUGUAUUUGUUAGUAUUUUCUCUGUAUCGCUGUUAGACUACAAAUCAGUGUUUUGUGUCAGUUGUGGUUCUGAGAGAAUGUUUACUGUAUAUUACCGAGAACACUAUUCCUUUAGUGGACUUUUUCCUGUGUGCGUGUGCGUGUGUGUGUACGCAUUUGUGUGUAUGUGUGUGUGUGUGUGUGUGUGUGUGUGUGUGUGUGUAGACGUAUCUAUAGAGAGGAGUGGGAACUACAAUUCCCAGGUGUAUAAUCCUGACUGCUCCACAUCUACAUUUCACCCUAGACUAUACCUGAGGGAGACUUAACUUUUAACUGCAACGCAUUAAUGUUAUACACACACUGUCAUCUCUUUCCCGGGUUCGGAAAUGUGCCCUUUUUCAUUUCUUUUCCCACAUUCACACAUGUAAAGUCAAGCAUUUAUAAUGCGUUUUAUUUUUAUUUUCUGUUGGAAUCAUGUGUCUGAAAACUGUAAAAUGAUCGAACUUUUGUUUGGCAGAACCCUUCUCUGCUUUCCUGCUUUUACAGUAAUAGAUAAUGUCACAGGGACCAAUUAAUAGUAUUCAAGAAAUUAUAUUGUUUGUCUUUCAAAGAGGCGUCCGUUUUAUUUAUUUUAUGUCGUGUUUUUUUGUUGAGGGAACAUGGGUGGGCCGGCGAAGGGGAGACAGUGAGGAGUUGGUGUUGAGGCCCGUGACAGAUUCGGGGAAAAUACUAUGUGCGGACGGCAGCGGCAAAUAGUGUCUGCACUGUCUUCCCGUGUGGUGACUCCCCGUGCACUUUCAGUCACCAGGGUCCGCUUUUGAGAUGGCGGCGGUGUUCACUGGCCUUUUACUUUAUUUGACGUGUGCACGCGCUCGCUUGUAGCCUGACUAGAAUGUUCUCAGCUAAGAAUGUCAUGGAAAGCAUUUGUGUGUGAUUAGUUUUAUUAUUUUUUUAAAUGAUUAUUUUAUUACAUUUCUUUAAGGAAAGUUUGCAAAGCUUAGGAUUCUGCUGUCAUAAAUAAAGUCCUGAUGGCACUAGAAACUAAGUUGCUUAACAGUUAGUUAAUAGUGUUAUAUUGUUAUAACAUUAUAAUUGCAAUAGUUAGUGCUUUUGUUGCUAUUGUAGUGUGAUGUUGCAACCAGCUUUGAAAGGGACCACUGGAGAAGUAUUUGAGUACUCAAACAGACACUAGAAAUGUAUUUGUUUUCAAGAAAAGAGUGAUAACUAUCAGUUAAGCCAAAUACCACUUCUUUGGAUGUACGAUUUGUGUUUGUGAGAACCAAUCACAGCUUAAAAAGAUAUAUGAGCUGUUUUCUAGAAAAGGUGGUUUACUGAAAUGUACAGAAUGUUUUUACUUAAGUAUUAGAACUAAGACCAAAAAACUAGGAGCAGGUAGUCUGUGCUUAUGUUUAGCAAACAUAGACUCUGAGUCAGCAAAGUAAAACAGCUGUGAUUCAUUAAGUGCUCACAAGGAUUUCAUCUAUAUAGACUUUUUUUUUCUUUUUAUCCUUUAAAUGAAAAUAAGGAUUUUCUUUUUUCUUUUUUUCUUUUUUGCUGAAAAGGAAUAUAAAAUGUAUAUGUAGACAUUAAACAGAGAUAUUGUAAGGCUUUGUUCAUUAAUCUGACCAGUAACCAUAUUACUGUCUGUAUAUUAUUUUCAUACUAUAUAUUGUGAACCAGAAAAAUAUAUUUACUGUCUGUGACAUUGUCACUUUCUGUGAAAAUGGUCUGUCUGUUAAUGGGACCAGAUCUAAAUAUGUGGUGCCCGUAUCUGCUGAUCUGCAUGUCAUCUGAAUGGGCUCAUAUGGGUCUCGAAGAUUAGACCUGGACAUCCAUGUAGUAUAUCUUCCGGACACCCGGCAGA